AUGUUUGACAGAAAAUUCAACAUGGAGUCGAUAUUUCACGAGAAACAAGAGGGUUCCCUUUGCGCCCAGCAUUGUCUCAACAACCUAUUGCAGGGUGAGUAUUUUACAGCUGUGGAUCUGUCCUCAAUUGCUCAUCAGCUGGAUGAAGAGGAGCGGAUGAGAAUGGCUGAAGGUGGUAUGGCCAGUGAGGAGUACAGGACCUUCUUGCAACAACCAUCUGGAAACAUGGAUGACAGUGGUUUCUUUUCGAUUCAAGUUAUUAGUAAUGCUCUGGGAGUAUGGGGCUUGGAGCUGAUCCUUUUCAACAGCCGAGAAUAUCAAAGCCUAAUGAUAAAUCCAAUAAAUGAGAAAGCCUUUAUUUGCAACUACAAGGAGCACUGGUUUACAAUACGUAAACUUGGGCAGCAGUGGUUUAAUCUGAACUCACUGUUGACUGGACCAGAGUUAAUAUCAGACACCUAUCUAGCCCUCUUCCUUGCACAAUUACAACAGGAAGGUUAUUCCAUAUUUGUGAUCCGAGGAAAUCUCCCUGAGUGUGAAGCUGAACAGAUACUUGGCAUCAUGAGAGUUCAGCAGCAGCAGCGGCCUAGGCUUAUUGGAGAGGACGAAGUCCAAUCAAGUAGUGGCCAAGGAAGAUCGGCAGCAAUGGACCAUCAUCCAGAGACAGGCUUGGGUCUGGAGGAUGAAGUUGUGGAUGAAGAUGAAGAGGAGUUAAAGAGGGCACUGGCAUUGAGCAGACAGGACAUGGAGGUGGAAGAUGAAGAGGCCGACCUUCGUAGGGCCAUACAGCUAAGCAUGCAGGGAGCAGUGAUGAGCAACAAGUCUUCAGAGUUAAAAGUGGCAAAUGUAAAGAGUAUCAGCCAGGGAGCAGGGAGUUCUGCAGCAGGAGGACCAGGAGGCGCUCAGACUGAGACACUCACAGCAGAGGAACUGAGAAGGAGGCGACAAGCCUACUUUGAUCGGCAAUCCCAGCAACAACAACAAGUUCAGCCCACCAUUCCUCAACAAAUUGACACCAAAUCUUUAGGUGGCUCAGGACCAAAGGAUAGUAGUUCUGAAGAAGGCUCACAAAACAAGCCCAGCCAGUGAAGUGGAGAAAGCUCUUCCAGUGGCCUAUUUGUUUACAAGCUGCCUGGAUUGGUACCCCAUCCAGGGGUAGCUUUGCUCUUUCCUCUAACCUUUCGCACAUGCGAACGUAAGGCCCGCCAGAAGUCUGGCACAUUUCCCCUUGUUGGUUCGCUGACAGGCUAUAGAGAAGGCAAUAACACAGACAGAGCUAGUCUAAUCUAGCUCUGAACUAGCCCAGAAGCUGGGAAAGGGUGAAUACAGUACUCUGAUGCAGUUUACCCCAGUCUGUAAUGGCCUUUUUACCAUAGCGCCUUCUAUGUGUAAUUUAUCCGUUUUUAUUUCUACUCUCUUGUUUCUCUCAAGAUGGAGUAGUAUUUUUGGCAUCCAACGUGUUUAAUUUGCAGGCAGAAGCAUACCAUUAUGGGUGCUCUGUGGGCACCAUAUGGGACCACUGAUUAGACCACAGAUUGAGCUUUGAUAGUGAGUAGGAGAGCCUCAAGUCUUGUGCUACCUUACCUCAUUGAGAUCAUAGAUUGCAUGAGGUGAUCCUGAACCCCAUCCUAGUCCAUUGGAUUAUCUGUUGUCUAAAACUCUUUCUUACAGAAUUAUAUUGUCAUUGAAUUUAUGAUACUGUGGUACAGUGAACACCAAAAGUAUGUGGAUAACAACACAUUCAUUAAUGUCCUGGGUCCAUGGUCUGUCAUUAAAUAUGGUUGCCGAAUUAUGCAUUAAUUGUGGGAUAAAAUUAUUAGCAGCCUUAAUCUUUGAGUGUCUUUAUGCAUGCUCACACAGAAAGUUGAAUCAGUUCAUCUGGACCAGAUGAACUGAUUCAACUUUCUGUGACUUCAUUUUUGAGGUUUCAUCUGCUUCUGAUGACUGGAAAUAAAUACAAAAGAUCAAUUGAGAUAUUUCUAUAACUACAGAUUUUGUGCUGCGAAAUCCAUAUAUAGACAGAUUUUGAGUGUAUUUUCCAAAAUUUUAAACAUGAAAAUUCAAAUGAAUGAAGUUCACUAUCCAUAAACAUCAACAAACUACUGCUUACAGAUGAAAUUGUUAUCCGUAACUUAUACACAGUAUUAGGUAUUACUUCUUUACCGUAAUUUAGAGCAUAAUCUUGUGCGCAUCUGGGUGCUACGAAAGAUGCAUUCAUUUAAAAAAAAAAAAAGUUUACAUAGCUAAUUUUAAAGUGCAACAUGAAAUAGGUGGCAACUAUCAAUUUGUGUUGUGAGGCUGCAGAGUUCUGGAAAUCAUCUGCUGAUCAACUACGUAGUGAAAUAAUUUGAUAUGUUUGUCUGGCAAAAUACUUUUUAGCAUUUUGAAAUGGGAACAGUUUCUCUUUACCGUCCCUUUUAGGGUUCAGUCAAAAUAUAUUCUGAAUUCAAGCCGGCGCUGCUGACGGUAUGUUAACCUCAUAAUCUGUACCGAUUACAAUCCAAAGAAUUAAGAGCACGGAAGCAUGACCUAAACAAUGUGUCACUGUGCAAAUACUUUUUAUGCUCAUUGUAUUUUCUUUCGCUGCUCUAGUUUCAAAUUGAUUUCUUUUCUUUUUUUUGCAAACUUCAAAUUGUUUGUGGUGAAACGGCAGACAUCAGAGUUGCAAAGGGAUCAACGUUGCUAACGGGACUGUAGUAUUGUUUCCAUGGAAAUAAUCAAUGGAUCAGUUUGAUGUACCAUUCAAAGUUCAGUGUGCACCCUUUGUCCUCACAACAGAUUCCUCUACAAACAGAGUACUGGAUCCUACGAAGAGUUUGAAAUUGUCAUAUUGUGUUAGUUUACUUUCAGAAUGAUUCCACGAUCUCAUUCUCUUUCUUGGUUUUGAUAUUUUCUCCGGGUUUGUUUGGCUGUUAGUGUAAUAGUCUGAAAUAGUGAAAGACCAUUAAGUGUCGGUUGUGUGAAUUCAUAUGAUUGCAUUAUUUUCACUCCUUUUCAUUCUUACAAUAGGCACCAGUUAAUCAUUUUGGCUAUUCUUUACAUCCAUGUUAGUGCAGUACAUAUUUUACUGUUGGAUUUUCUUUCUAGGAUUAAAUUGAG
Lampris incognitus (smalleye Pacific opah) is the source of this 3099-nucleotide messenger RNA. RefSeq names its product ataxin 3 (gene atxn3). NCBI's taxonomy places the organism in Eukaryota, Metazoa, Chordata, Actinopteri, Lampriformes, Lampridae. Gene Ontology annotation, cellular component: nucleus. The record is from RefSeq and is a predicted model, not a curated record. The transcript is spliced from 11 exons. Gene Ontology annotation, biological process: protein deubiquitination. Bases 1 to 1089 code for a protein of 362 amino acids. Gene Ontology annotation, molecular function: cysteine-type deubiquitinase activity.